UCUUCUUCUUGUAAUCACGUGAUUGUGUGUUGCUCAUUGCUCAAUUCAAUAUGGAAGAGACUAAUACAGAGCCCCCUUAUUUUUGCAAUAAAGACAGUCAACCAGAAAGAGUUAAUAGGAACAGUGGUGGAGGGAUUGGAGCAGCUGGAGAUUAUUCUCAUAAUGAGGAGAUUACAAGAAUUGAAGAAAUAGGGCGAAUGUUAAAAAGCACACAGCAAAGACUAAAUGAAGCCAGCAUGAAAGCUCACCUUUUAAAUGUUGACGUGGUUACAUUAUUUGAUCCUAUAAAAUCGGAUCAGAUGCGUACAAGAGUUGAAGAAUGUCGUCAAUGUGUGGAGAGAAUGAAAGAGAAGGAUAGGCAGGUAGAGGAACAGUUUUUAAGCAAAGAAGAUAUCAAAGAAUGACAUAACUACUGCCUAUAUAUGCAUAUAGCAUCACUGUAUAAUCAUUAUUGUAUUAUAAUAGAUCACUUAUCCAUUCAAGUUAAAAUAUUAAUCUUUUCAAGAUA
This is a messenger RNA of Amphimedon queenslandica, 508 nucleotides long. RefSeq lists its product as uncharacterized. The record is from RefSeq and is a predicted model, not a curated record. Lineage: Eukaryota; Metazoa; Porifera; Demospongiae; Haplosclerida; Niphatidae. The transcript is spliced from 4 exons. The coding region runs from base 51 to 404 and encodes 117 amino acids.